This is a messenger RNA of Drosophila eugracilis, 1187 nucleotides long. RefSeq lists its product as uncharacterized. NCBI's taxonomy places the organism in Eukaryota, Metazoa, Arthropoda, Insecta, Diptera, Drosophilidae. The transcript has 4 exons. The coding region runs from base 404 to 958 and encodes 184 amino acids. The record is from RefSeq and is a predicted model, not a curated record.
CUAUUAUUCUACGAGUAAUGGGUGUACAAAUGAGAGAGAAGAAGCAAAGGAAAGAUCCGUUAUCCUCUCUCACGGACUUGCGUCAUGAAAUUAGCUUCCAGUCAUUCAUUGAUUUGGCAAAGCAGAAGUCAUACUCAGAGGGUUGCUGUACUUAAUCAGAUUCAAUUGCUGUCAGGCCUUGUAAAUAGUGUCAAAAAUAGGUCAAUUACAACAUACAAAGUGAUGGGCAGUGCUAGUGGUGCUCCGCGGGACAACAUACAUAUACAUACAUGCAUACAUGUGUAUGGGCAUUUGUAUGGAGGUGGAUGGAGGAGAAUGAAAGGAUGCACGCAGAAAAAAGAAAUACGACUUGGAAAUCAGAAGUUAUCAUUAAUCAACACACAAAACUUUAGGAAAUAGGAAAAUGAAGGAAAUCUGCAAUCAGAGAUCAAGAAAAUUCUCCAAGAGAAAAUCUCCAAGAGAAAAUCUUUUCAGCCUUUGGUUCCUGGUUUUUGUUUCUUCGCUUGCUUUCUUUAGUUUUGUUGCUGCUGUCUUCAGUGCGUUAAAAGCGCCAAAGGGGCGUCCCUCUCCCGCUCACGCCCCCACCAUACCCGCCUCAGCCGACACCUUGCACUUCUGCUCCACCUCUAGUGCUCUCCCUUUCGCACUGCUAACGACAAGUGACAAACACAAGUUGAAGAAGAAGCAGCCGAACAAAAACACCAAAAACCAACAAAAAAAAAUGGGGAAAAAAACAAAAAAAAAAGAGAAAGGAGGAAGGAGGAAGAGGAGGGGAAGGAAAAAAGUUUUUUGCGACCAACAGUUGACAGUCGAAAAGCAUUUGACAUUUUACCUUGGCACGCACACAAACACGGCCAAGUGCGAAAGGGACAAAACGCGGGCAAAUGUCACUUUGAAAAAUGCCAUUGGCCCGGCCAGCGAGUGUGACCGAGAGGCAGCAUGCGGCCGGAGAGCGUGAGAGCGAGAGAGCGCCAUUUUGCGCAUCUCUCAAUGAAGCGAAAGGCAGGCAGGCAGGCAGGCAGAGCAACAAUAAAACACACACUCACAAAAAAAAAAACCAGUUGCUUAGCAACGCCCCCUCUAACCGCAAAAAAGAGAGCUGGGAGAGAGGGAGAGCAAGAGCAGCAGUGGCAACAUGGGGCAACUAUGGUGGAACAAGGGGCAGCAACACAACAGCAACAAAUGCG